Molecule: messenger RNA, 1776 nt
Organism: Aspergillus nomiae NRRL 13137
Lineage: Eukaryota; Fungi; Ascomycota; Eurotiomycetes; Eurotiales; Aspergillaceae
Product: glycerol kinase
Exons: 4
Coding region: 1-1776 (591 amino acids)
Biological process (GO): glycerol-3-phosphate biosynthetic process; glycerol metabolic process; triglyceride metabolic process
Cellular component (GO): mitochondrion
Molecular function (GO): glycerol kinase activity
Source: RefSeq, a predicted model, not a curated record
AUGCAGCAAUCAGACAUCUUUGUAGGCUCGAUUGACCAGGGUACCACCAGUACCAGGUUUCUGAUCUUCAAUCGCGAAGGGGAACCGGUGGCCUCGCAUCAGGUUGAGUUUCCGCAGAUCUAUCCAAAAUCCGGAUGGCAUGAGCACAACCCACUGGACCUGGUGUCUUCUGUGGAAACAUGUGUGGAGCAAGCAGUCAAACAGUUUGAAUCCACUGGUUUUUCUCGCGUUGAUAUCAAGGCGGUCGGGAUUACCAAUCAGAGAGAAACCACUGUGGUUUGGGAUUAUGAAACUGGCGAACCACUGUGCAAUGCCAUCGUGUGGACGGAUACGCGAUCGCAAGCGAUUGUCAAUGAGUUGAAGGAGAAGCCUGGGGCGUCACGAUUACAGCAAAUCUGUGGCCUCCCGUUAUCAACCUAUUCAUCCUCGUCCAAGCUGCUCUGGAUGCUCGCAAAUGUCCUCAGGGUCAAGGACGCUUAUGAGCGCGGUACGCUCGCAUUUGGUACCAUAGACACCUGGCUCGUGUAUUAUUUGAACGGAGGUCGCCAAGCAAAUGUAUUUGUUUCGGACCCUACCAAUGCGUCACGGACGAUGUUCAUGAACUUGGAAACUCUAGAGUACGACAACUCGCUUUUAGACUUCUUUGACAUUCGAGGAAGAGUUCAUCUGCCGAAGAUUGUUCCAUCUUCUGAUACAAAAGCCUAUGGCGUUAUCUCAGAUGGAGUCCUCGCUGGCGUCCCUAUCAUGGGUUGUCUCGGCGAUCAGUCCUCGGCUCUUGUCGGCCAGAAAGGGUUCUCGCCAGGAAUGGCAAAGAACACAUACGGCACAGGGUGUUUCCUCCUUUACAAUGUGGGCGAAAAGCCUGUUAUAUCCAAACACGGCCUAUUGGCCACAGUCGCCUAUCACUUUGAUGGAAAGCCAGUGUACGCUCUCGAGGGGAGCAUCGCUGUUGGUGGCUCCGGAGUCAAGUUCCUGCAGAACAACCUGGAGUUCUUCAAGGAGUCUAAAGAAGUUAACGAUUUGGCUCUCACGGUGGAAGAUAAUGGAGGAUGUGUCUUUGUUACUGCGUUCAGCGGGCUCUUUGCACCUUAUUGGAUUGACGACGCGAAAGGAACUAUCUUCGGAAUUACACAGUACACGAAGAAGGGCCACAUCGCCAGGGCCACGCUUGAAGCGACCUGCUUCCAAACAAAGGCAAUUCUGGACGCGAUGGAAAAGGACAGUGGCCAUGCGCUGUCGGAGCUGGCAGUUGACGGAGGAAUGAGUAACUCUGAUCUUGCAAUGCAGACUCAAGCAGACCUGAUCUCUAUUCCGGUCUAUCGCCCGAAGAUGCGAGAGACGACCGCGCUAGGUGCGGCCAUUGCUGCCGGCCUGGCAGUUGGGCUUUGGCGGAACUUUGCCGAAUUGCGCGAUAUCAACCGUUCUGGGGGAACGGUCUUCGAGCCUCGGAUUGGCCACCAGCAAAGUGCGGAGUCAUUUGCCCUCUGGGAAAAGGCAGUCAACAUGAGCAGGGGAUGGGUUGGGAACAAGGUGCCACCCGCCGUCCCGGAGACCAAGAAAGAUGCUCCCACUGCUGUGCAGCACAGAGAGAAUACCCAGAUGGUCCCAGCGAAGGUCAACAGCAGUAUUCUUCCGGCGAAGAGGCCAUUGGUCAGUAUCUCCAGUGAUCUGGACGAUGCCGACGAGGACUAUCUGUAUCUGGAACUCCGGCGAGUCGAGAUUCUGCAGAGACUGAAGAAGCUCACCAAGCUCAAGGUAGCCCUUUUAUCAACGUAG